UUCAGUCAAAACUCUCUCCAUUUUCGUUUGCCCCAAAUCUAAAGCGUCGUGAUUUCCGAUUCUUAUCUUGAUUCUUGUUCAGAUCGUUUGAGUUUCAGGCUUGGAAUUCGCCGCCUAAUCGAGGAUCGGGAAAUUCAGGCAGUACGAGAAGCGGGGCUCACAUACGAAUGCCCUAGUGAAUAUAUGCAGGUGUGAGCUCGUGAAAUAAAGAUGGUAAAAUUGACCAUGUUAGCUAGGGUCAUUGAUGGCCUUCCUCUAGCAGAGGGAUUGGAUGAUGGUCGUGAUGUCCAAGAUUCUGACUUUUACAAACAGCAAGUAAAGUCGUUAUUCAAAAACCUUUCAAGGGGCCAGAAUGCACCUUCAAGAAUGUCUGUAGAAACAGGGCCCUAUGUAUUCCAUUAUAUUAUUGAAGGGAGUGUUUGCUACUUGACAAUGUGUGAUCGGGCUUAUCCGAAGAAGCUUGCAUAUCAAUAUCUAGAAGACCUGAAAAAUGAAUUCGAGCGUGCAUAUGGAAAUCAGAUCGAAACUGCUGCAAGACCUUACGCUUUCAUCAAAUUUGAUACGUUCAUACAAAAGACAAAGAAGUUGUACCAGGAUACAAGAACUCAACGGAAUAUUAACAAGUUAAAUGAUGAGUUGUAUGAAGUUCAUCAAAUAAUGACUCGCAACGUGCAAGAAGUUCUUGGUGUUGGUGAAAAAUUGGACCAGGUCAGCCAGAUGUCCAGUCGACUGACGUCAGAAUCUCGCAUAUAUGCAGAGAAGGCAAAAGAUUUGAACCGCCAGGCUUUGAUUCGCAAAUGGGCCCCUGUAGCUGUGGUUCUGGGAGUUGUAUUUCUUGUUUUCUGGCUUAGAAGGAAGUUUUGGUGAUGCUGCUUCAGCUCGACUCAGCAGUUUCCCGGUUCUCAAUUGCAUUCACCUUCGAUUUAUGAGUAUAACUAUCACAAUGACUAGUGUAUUUUUGACAAUGCAAAGAUGUUGGAAAGUGAGGAGGUUAUUGGAUUUAAGAGACUAUUGGUAUCUCCAUGAUCUUAUUAUACACAUGUUUACUUUCUUAUAUACUCUUUAAUAUAGUUGAUACUAUAAAAACA
Messenger RNA from Andrographis paniculata, 1088 nucleotides. Its product is annotated as 25.3 kDa vesicle transport protein-like. Gene Ontology annotation, molecular function: SNAP receptor activity. Bases 211 to 867 code for a protein of 218 amino acids. Lineage: Eukaryota; Viridiplantae; Streptophyta; Magnoliopsida; Lamiales; Acanthaceae. Gene Ontology annotation, biological process: vesicle fusion with Golgi apparatus; endoplasmic reticulum to Golgi vesicle-mediated transport; retrograde vesicle-mediated transport, Golgi to endoplasmic reticulum. The record is from RefSeq and is a predicted model, not a curated record. Gene Ontology annotation, cellular component: Golgi membrane; SNARE complex; endoplasmic reticulum-Golgi intermediate compartment. The transcript is spliced from 6 exons.